UCAAUCAUCAACAGUUCAAACCAUACACAAGUCGAUCACCACUUGAUCGCCAUUAGGAAAUGCUUUCAGAUAUCAUGAGUCCCUUUGAGACCCAUCAGUGCGAUCUCUUGAGAUCGAUCUGUGACCAUCUUCUUCAGGAUGAUGAUGAUGUUGCUGAGAAUGCUGCUGUUUUUGCACCGAGGAGUUCGAGCUUCAGCGAUAUUUUGCUGACGGAAAGUUGGAGCGAACUACCUCUGAAAGUCGACGACUCGGAGGACAUGGUGGUGUACGGCGCACUGUGCGAGGCGCUCAGUUCUGGGUGGGUGAUGCCUUCGGUUUCGAAUCAAGAACUCGAUUUUGAAGCGGCGACCGUUGAUAAUGACGCCAUUGGUCGGGAGGUGCAGAGGAGACCGGAGGAGAUGGUGGAGCGUGAGAUGCGAGCGCCGGUCGAGAAGGCGCAUUAUAGAGGAGUGAGGAGGCGGCCGUGGGGGAAAUACGCAGCGGAGAUAAGAGACCCCAAGAAGAACGGCGCGAGGAUUUGGCUCGGGACUUACGAGACGCCCGAGGACGCGGCGUUGGCCUAUGACCGGGCCGCUUUCAAGAUGAGAGGGUCAAAGGCCAAGCUCAACUUCCCUCACCUCAUCGGUUCGGCGGAGUACGAGCCCGUCAGGGUCAGCCCAAAGCGUCGGUCCGCCGAGCCUAGCUCGCCGUCCAGUGAUGGCGGGUCGACGGGGAGGAAGAGGAGAAAGAGAGAGGUCGAUUCAGAUGCUGAGGCGGAGUUUGGAACUACAAUCCCUUUUCCCAUUUUGGAUAUGGGCUUGUUAGGUGUGGACGAACAGUUUUUAAUUUGAUUGGACACACUGUCAAGACAUUUACUUCAUCAAUGAAAAGUCAAUCAGGCAAUUUUGUGCUGUGCAAA
Molecule: messenger RNA, 898 nt
Organism: Syzygium oleosum
Lineage: Eukaryota; Viridiplantae; Streptophyta; Magnoliopsida; Myrtales; Myrtaceae
Product: ethylene-responsive transcription factor 13-like
Exons: 1
Coding region: 60-830 (256 amino acids)
Biological process (GO): regulation of DNA-templated transcription; ethylene-activated signaling pathway
Molecular function (GO): DNA binding; DNA-binding transcription factor activity
Source: RefSeq, a predicted model, not a curated record